CGCCCCCUUGAGCAUUCUUUCUAUGUGUGAGCUGCUUUCCUUUCCUCUUUCGUCAUCUUCACAUUCACAAAACUGCCAACUGUGAAUCCAAUCGAUAGAUUUUCGCACCUAUCCGUAUACAUUUCUACGGCGCCGUACGCAUAUACACACAUACGGUAUACAUCUACUUGCAUGCGAUGAUCCACUAGCCAUCGAAUUCUGAAACAAUCGUGCUGUUUUCUAUGGGGACGUGUUUCUCCCGCGGCGACAGAUCGCCGCCGAAGAGGAGAGGCUCCAGGCGAGUCGCGAACCCCGCGGCGGACGGAGGAGGAGGCGCGGGGAGCAAUCGGUGGGCGAGGAUGCGCUCGUCGAGGAAGGAGGAGACCUUGAUUCACGAGCGGGCGCUCGCGGCGGCGAUUCUGUUCCAGCAGCAGCUGCAGAACGGCGACGGCACGGCGGCGUUCGAUCGGUCGGCGUCGCUGAGGUAUCCGAACGGGCACUCGAAGAGGAAUCAGGCCUUGCCUCGGAGCUCGAGCUCCAGAGCGCGGUCGCUCACUGACCCCCUGCUUCAACCUCAUCAGCUAAUUAAUCAGGAUAUCAAGCUUGACGACCUAGAGACUAACCAUUUUGUACUUGUUCAUGGAGGUGGUUUUGGUGCCUGGUGCUGGUAUAAAACUAUUGCUCUAUUGGAAGAAAGUGGAUACAAAGUCACAGCAGUAGAUUUGACUGGGUCUGGUAUUCAUUCAUUUGAUUCAAACAAUAUUACAAGUCUUUCCCAAUAUGUGAAGCCACUGACCGAUUUUAUGGAAAAGCUCACUGAUGGUGAAAAGGUUAUUUUAGUUGGUCACGAUUUUGGGGGUGCAUGUAUAUCAUAUGCCAUGGAAGCGUUUCCUACUAAAAUUUCAAAAGCUAUUUUUCUUGCCGCAGCUAUGUUGACGAGUGGUCAGAGUGCCCUUGAUAUAUUUUCUGAUAAGGUCGAGUCAAAUGAGUUGAUGCGACAAGCUCAGGUUUUUCUGUAUGCCAAUGGGAGGGAUCAGCCUCCAACUGCUAUUGAUUUUGACAAAUCUAUCUUGAAAGACUUGCUAUUUAACCAGAGUCCCACCAAGGAUGUUGCAUUGGCAUCUGUCUCAAUGCGGCCGAUCCCCUUUUCCCCGGGUUUGGAGAAACUCUCCUUUUCAGAGACAAACCAUGGGUCUGUGAGAAGAUUUUACAUUGAAACACUGGAAGACAAUGCUAUCCCGAUUUCUGUACAGGAAAGCAUGGUAAACAAAAGUCCCCCGGAGCGCGUCUUCUGUCUUAAAGGUGCUGAUCACUCACCAUUUUUUUCCAAGCCUCAAGCGUUGCACAAGCAUUUAGUUGAAAUAUCUAGGAUUCCUUGAGCCGUACCUGUUUUGAGUAGCUCCUUCCUUGAUUCAAUUGCACUGGCAUCAUCAAAUAUUGUGGUAGACAGAUUAGGCGUCCUGAGUUUUAAAUGGCAUCAGUGAUGCUGUUGGAGAUAAUUUGGCUGUCAUUCUCAUUUUAACUGAUACUGAAUAUUUUAGUGAAGUAUUUUAUUUUCUUCUCGUUCUCAAAA
Messenger RNA from Salvia splendens (bonfire salvia), 1552 nucleotides. Its product is annotated as putative methylesterase 11, chloroplastic. Gene Ontology annotation, molecular function: methyl indole-3-acetate esterase activity; methyl salicylate esterase activity; methyl jasmonate esterase activity. The record is from RefSeq and is a predicted model, not a curated record. Bases 222 to 1358 code for a protein of 378 amino acids. Lineage: Eukaryota; Viridiplantae; Streptophyta; Magnoliopsida; Lamiales; Lamiaceae. The transcript is spliced from 5 exons. Gene Ontology annotation, biological process: jasmonic acid metabolic process; salicylic acid metabolic process.